UGUGCGGUUGCCGCAGCACCACUUGUGCGUGCCAGUGCAGCGAGGAGUCCAGCAGUAACUCUCAUCUGAAAAAAACCUGAGCAGUCGGCUGAAUAACCUCAAGUUUCUGGAGGAAGCACUGGUAGAUUAUUUCUCUGCGACCUGCCAGAGAGGAAGUAAAAAGACUCACUUUAUUUGGUUGCCCCCUCACAAACUACGAAAGGGAAUGCCAUCGAUAAAUAUGAAACUGGAGAUGGUGACCAUCAUCGCCUGUGAAGUAGACAUCGAGGUGUUUACAUCAGACAAAAUGCAGGAGAGAUUUGAGGCAUUGUUCAGGAUCUAUGAUGAACAGACAACUUUCCAGAUGUUCAAAAGCUUCCGGAGAGUCCGAAUCAACUUCAGCACCCCAGAGGCCGCUGCCCGUGCUCGAAUCGAGCUACAUGAGUCAGAGUUCAACGGCAAGAAGCUAAAACUCUACUUUGCCCAAGUCCAGAAUGGCGAUGAGGACAUUGACAAGUCAUACCUGGCCCCUCCCCAGCCAGUCAAACAGUUUCUGAUCUCGCCGCCUGCUUCACCACCCGUGGGCUGGAGCCAGAGUGAAGAUGCUACACCUGGCAUCAACUAUGAUCUCCUGUGUGCAGUAGCCAAGCUAGGACCUGGUGAAAAGUAUGAGCUUCACGCAGGGACAGAGUCCACCCCCAGCGUGGUCGUCCAUGUGUGCGAGAGCGAGACGGAGGAGGAGGAGGCAGCACAGCCAAAGCAGCAGUACGUUCAGACCAGACGUCCCGACGGACCUCCAAAAUUGUUUAACUAGAGAGGCCACCUCCCCCCAACACGGCGCGGCCCCCGCCCGCCCCUUCAACCCGCAACACACCUGCCCUCUCUCUCUCUCUCUCUCGUUUCUGCAAUCACAGAGAGCGUCGAUGCCCCUCAUUUCAGUUCAACUGCAAGCAAAAACAAACAUUGCUCGAAGACGGUGUUUGUGGGGAGCGCUGCGGUGAAAUGAGGCGGCUUGUAGGGGAUGGAUGAGAAUCACACACACACUCAUCACAUUCUGCAGACAGCGUGGGGAGCGGCGGGCAUGCUUUCCUCCACCCACCAAACCCCCUUCGUUUUCAGCAAGAGGGGUGGAAAUACCUGUCCGAACGCAGGCACCUGUUGCUAAUCACGCACAUCUAGCUUUCAUUGCUAGUCCUGCUCAGUAGCUUGUUAGUGAGUUAGCUUGUUAGCCUUACCUCUCCCUUCGUCUCACAGUCAUGUGUACAAAAACUUUAAAUUGAGGACAUGCGAUAAUCUCUAAAAGUAACUUUUUUUUUCAUUUUACAAUAAUUCUCCUUUCAGAUUAUGUAUAUUAUAUACAUGUCACUCUUUCUUCUUUUUAUCCAUUCUCAUUUCUACUGGUUUGUCACUUCAGCUUGCAUCAAUAUUGACUGUGUGAUGUUCCCGCUCUUGUCUGCAUGUAUAUACUGUAUUACAAAAAACACGUACAGAAAUACAAAUACUCACAAAAUAUAUCAAGAAAAGGAACCUAUUUAAUAUCACACACAGCACGCAGCGCCAUAUGUGACUAAAGUUGUGGUGAUUGAUUUUUUUUUUUUUUCCUGAUUGUUUUUUGAUUUUUGCCUUUUUUAUUUUGAGAGGUGUUGGUUUUUGCUCAAGUACUAGAUGUGUAUUCUUACUCUGUAUAUGAUACCCUGAUACUUUUUGCAUGCUUAGUUAACUUCUGUAGAUGAGGAGCUGAGGUGUUGUGUUUUCUUUUUAACUGUUGUUUGUGAUGACAGGGAAAAGGUGAGAUGCCUUUGACGCCGGUGCAUAGCUCCAUGCACACUUUAAAGUGACAUUUUAGGGACAAAAAAAAAACUGAAUUGAUGUUUUUAUGAUUGACAGUUCAGUUUCAGGUUGAUGGCAAAUGUGAAUUUGUCACUUUGUUCGGGAUUUGAUGGAUCAGAGACAGUUCAUCCCCCUCAUUUUCUUCAAGGGGUUUUGGGAUGGGGGUUUUUUUUCCAGAUUCUGUUUGUUGUAAUUCAGAUCUUUAUUGUCUUGGGUGUGUUCUUUGAUCAAAUCCUUUUACUUUGUGUCAGGUUUUCUUCUGAAACCUACUAUUGCUUGUUUUGCACAGAGUAUCUCUUAUCAUCUCCGAGGAAACUGCUGAGCUCUUGACCAGCUCCUGCUGCACACCAGACCACUGUGCUGCUUCUUGCUGUAAAUAGCUAAGCAGUAGAUUUGUGGAAAUAGUCCUUUUAGAUUGUAUAGUGUAACUGAAAGCAUUUUGCUGAGAAAAAGGGAAAGUUAGGUAGGCUCAUAAGAAGUUAACCAAAGCAUUCACUCACCACCAAAUUAUUUUUUCUUACUCAAAAACACUGAUGUAUAUUGUUGAACUGAGCAGAAAGAAAUCAUGCAGUACUUUUUAUUGCAUUAUUUUCAUUUUAUAUUAACAUAAAGCAGUACUUUCUCUAGUAGAAAUCCAAAUUUUCAUUUAAAAACAUUAGCUCCUUACUAUUUUGUUAUUUAAUGCACCUUACAGUCCCAUGUUAGAUCAGUGUGCUUCAUGUGCUCACUUGAUUAAACAUGUUCCAUCUUUAGAAGCAACACAAACAGAUGUUUCUAGCAGGGUUUUUUUCAGCAGUGGGUUUUAUUUGUCAGUAGGCAGCAUGAAAUCUAAAAAGACUUUUUGGUAUUUAACAAAAUUAGUAAGCAAAAGACAAGUCUGUCUGCAUGUGAGUACUUAAUUGUCUGUUUGUUUUCUUUCCUUGAUAUAAAAUAGACUUUCAUGAGACAAAAUAUGAAGCACAUUGCAUUUCUUCUGUUUUUCUUCUUCUUCUUUUUUUCAAGCUGAACACCUGGUAACUCUUUUCACCAGCAUAAUGCAGUGAGUGAAACACUCCAUGUCGUUUUUGCUAGUGUUGGACAAUUUCAGGCCUUUUGGAUCUAUGGGGGUGUACUAUACUGAAAAGACAUGCAGUACAGUGAUGGGUGUAAAAACAGGCAGGAUGACAAAACCAAUGAACAGAACAAAACCAGUGUCUUUGUUUGCGUGUUUGUCCACAAGCUUAUCUUCUGAGAAAAUUAAACAGUUCUUUGAAAUGCACCAUGCUGGCAGAGCGCGGUUUUAUUGGCACUACAGUAAAGCUGUCGCGGUUAUCUAAGCAGACAGCAGAUUGGUGGAACCCAGGUGGAUUACGAUAAAGAGGAAGAAGCUUUGCAGGAGGAACGACACUCGUGAAGGUUCAUUUUUACUCUCUGCAGCAGUGGUGUUGAAAUUGUCACAGUUGAAAUGAAAAUGUAUAUUUAUGUACAUAUGCCAAGUGUUUUUUGUUUGUUUGUUUGUUUGUUUGUUUUGCACAGGUCUGACCCAGUGUGUGUUUUGUUACAGCUUCUCUUGGCAAUGCUAUAAUAGAAAAUUACUGACGCAUACUGUAACAAUAAGUCCUGAAUAUGCUCGACCAACAUGUGUUGUGUUCAACAUGGACCCUGUUUCAAUGUUUCUUUUACUUCUGCAGAACGUCUACUAUAAAGGUCAACAAUACCGUUUGUCACUGUUGUACUGUUUCUGUUGAAAUAUUGUCUUGUAUUGUAGGAAUCCAGAAAACAAAGUAGCAAAACAAGCAAUAAUUUACAGUUCUAUAAGACCAGUAUGUGUAUUUUCAUGUUCUGUACUUAUUUCUCAGAGAUGGUCUCUGUCUCUUAUAGUAUCUGCUUCUAUUUGUGUAGUAUAAUAGUCCUUUGUUUCACAUAGAGAAAUACAUAAAGACUUAUUCUUAAAA
Molecule: messenger RNA, 3743 nt
Organism: Monopterus albus (swamp eel)
Lineage: Eukaryota; Metazoa; Chordata; Actinopteri; Synbranchiformes; Synbranchidae
Gene: rcan3
Product: regulator of calcineurin 3
Exons: 4
Coding region: 206-793 (195 amino acids)
Biological process (GO): calcium-mediated signaling
Cellular component (GO): cytoplasm; nucleus
Molecular function (GO): calcium-dependent protein serine/threonine phosphatase regulator activity; nucleic acid binding
Source: RefSeq, a predicted model, not a curated record